This is a messenger RNA of Drosophila ficusphila, 525 nucleotides long. RefSeq lists its product as uncharacterized. The coding region runs from base 1 to 525 and encodes 174 amino acids. Lineage: Eukaryota; Metazoa; Arthropoda; Insecta; Diptera; Drosophilidae. The record is from RefSeq and is a predicted model, not a curated record. The transcript is spliced from 3 exons.
AUGGACUUGAGGUUUAUCAUCCCCUUGGCAUUCGCAGCUUUUGCCUUUUUUGUCUGUAGUGAGGCUCCCUUUGUAAAAAUGACCAAUGUCGACUGCGAGUCGUUUAACAAGUCGUGGGUCGUUUUCCAUUACUGUCGACUAAAGGCGUAUUCCCGAAACAAAACCAGCUUGAACAUUAACUUAACCGUUCUAGAGCCCGUAAAUGAUAUAUUUAUCAAGUUAAAAUUAAUGAAGAAAGCCAACGGAUACAAGCCGUUCCUCUACGAUAUCACAAUUGAUGGCUGCAGGUUUAUGCGUAGGCCCAAUAAUCCCGCAGCAAAAAUCGUCUGGAACCUUAUAAGGCGUGUCUCCACCGUGAACCAUACCUGUCCCUAUGUGGGCUUGCAGUUCUUGAGCGAUUUUCACAGCAUUGAACUCCCGCUUCCCCUUCCAGGGGGAGACUACCUGCUCUUGAUGGACUAUCUGUUUCAUGGUAAAAAGCAGCUCUGCACAAACGUUUACUUCAACAUGAAAGAGGAUUGGUGA